AUGAGGUUGAUGAUGGCUGAUAGGUCAGUAAAGAGACCAGUGGGAGUCCUAUGUGAUGUACUGGUAAAGGUGGACACCUUCAUCUUUCUAGCUGAUUUCGUUAUCUUGGAUUGCGAAGUGGACUUUGAGGUUCCCAUCAUCUUGGGGAGACCAUUCUUGGCUACAAGAAGAGCCUUGGUUGAUGUUGAGAGAGGAGAGCUGAAGUUCAGACUCAACAAGGAUGAGGUAAAGUUCAAUAUUUUCAGGUCAAUGAAGCAACCCAAUGAUAUGAAUGUGGUAUCUGCCAUAGAAGUGGUUGCUGAUGAAGACAUGAGGGUACCCAUAGAAGAGAGGAUGGUUGUUGAAACCUUAGCAGCAAUGCUGAUGAACUUUGAUGCUGAUUUCUGGUCUGACUACAUAGAGACCGUUAAUGCCUUGCAGGGUAUGGGAGCACACUCGUAUGCUCCAAAGAAAUUGGGCCUGGACUUGAAAAACAGGCCAAGUCCUCCAGCAAAACCAUCCAUCCAAGAGCGUGCACCGGUGCUGGAACUGAAACAAUUACCCAAUCACCACAUGUAUGUAUUUUUGGGUACUAACAACACUUUACCUGUGAUCUUGGCUGCAGAUGUAAAUGAAGAGCAGGUGCAGGAAGUGAUCAAGGUGUUGAGAAGGUACAAAAGAGCCAUUGGGUGGACCAUUGCUGAUAUAAUUGGAAUACCUCCAGGUAUAUGCACCAACAAGAUUCAGCUUGAGGAGGACUGCAGCCUAAGCAUUGAACACCAGCGGAGGCUAAACCCACCUAUGCAAGAGGUGGUUAAGAAAGAAAUAAUAAAGUGGUUAGAUGUUGGGGUGGUCUAUCCCAUUUCUGACAAUCACUGGGUCAGUCCAGUGCAAUGUGUACCUAAAAAAGGCGGUAUGACUAUGGUGGCAAAUGCCAAAAAUGAGUUAAUCCCGCAGAGACCAGUCACUGGAUGGCGAGUGUGUAUGGACUACAAGAAGCUGAACAAGCUGACUUUGAGGGAUCAUUUGCCCAUGCCUUUCAUGGACCAGAUGUUUGAUAGGUUGGCAGGUAAAUGGUGGUACUGUUUCUUAUAUGGAUAUUCUGGCUACAACCAGAUAUCAAUUGCUCCUGAAGAUCAAGAAAAGACCACAUUCACAUGUCCUUAUGGAACUUUUGCGUUUAAGUGCAUGCCGUUUGGACUAUGUAAUGCACCAGCAACAUUCCAAAGGUGUAUGAUGUCCAUCUUCUCAGACAUGGUUGAGGACACUCUAGAAGUAUUUAUGGAAGAUUUCUCUGUAGUAAGCAAUACUUUUGAUUACUGUUUGUUGAAUUUUAGCAGGGCUUUACAUAUAUGUGAGGAGGCCAACCUAGUGCUGAAUUGGGAGAAGUGUCAUUUCAUGGUAAAGGAAGGCAUAGUCCUGGGACACAAAGUAUCAUAG
Solanum tuberosum (potato) is the source of this 1419-nucleotide messenger RNA. RefSeq lists its product as uncharacterized. The coding region runs from base 1 to 1419 and encodes 472 amino acids. The record is from RefSeq and is a predicted model, not a curated record. Lineage: Eukaryota; Viridiplantae; Streptophyta; Magnoliopsida; Solanales; Solanaceae. The transcript has a single exon.